This is a messenger RNA of Rattus norvegicus (Norway rat), 3018 nucleotides long. It is a transcript of the gene Tyr, whose product is annotated as tyrosinase. NCBI's taxonomy places the organism in Eukaryota, Metazoa, Chordata, Mammalia, Rodentia, Muridae. The transcript is spliced from 5 exons. The record is from RefSeq and is marked provisional. Gene Ontology annotation, molecular function: tyrosinase activity; oxidoreductase activity; identical protein binding. Gene Ontology annotation, cellular component: melanosome membrane; membrane; perinuclear region of cytoplasm. The coding region runs from base 65 to 1657 and encodes 530 amino acids. Gene Ontology annotation, biological process: response to blue light; developmental pigmentation; melanin biosynthetic process.
GGAAAAGAAGUCUGUGACACUCAUUAACUUGUUUGAGCAGAUCUUGUACGGUCUAAAGGGAAAAAUGUUCUUGGCUGUUUUGUAUUACCUUCUGUGGAGUUUUCAGACCUCUGCUGGCCAUUUUCCUCGAGACUGUGCCUCCUCUAAGAACUUGAUGGCAAAAGAAUGCUGCCCACCAUGGAUGGGUGAUGGGAGUCCCUGCGGCCACCUUUCAGGGAGAGGUUCCUGCCAGGACAUCCUUUUGUCCAAUGCACCAUCUGGACCUCAGUUCCCCUUCAAAGGGGUGGAUGACCGUGAGUCCUGGCCCUCUGUGUUUUAUAAUAGGACCUGCCAGUGCUCUGGAAACUUCAUGGGUUUCAAUUGCGGAAACUGUAAGUUUGGAUUUGGGGGCCCAAAUUGUACAGAGAAGCGACUCUUAAUUAGACGAAACAUUUUUGAUUUGAGUGCCUCAGAAAAGAAUAAGUUCUUUUCUUACCUCACUUUGGCAAAACAUACUAUCAGCUCAGUCUAUGUCAUCCCCACAGGCACCUAUGGCCAAAUGAACAAUGGGUCGACACCCAUGUUUAAGGACAUCAACAUCUAUGACCUCUUUGUAUGGAUGCAUUACUAUGUGUCAAGGGACACACUGCUUGGGGGCUCUGAAAUCUGGAGGGACAUUGAUUUUGCUCAUGAAGCACCAGGAUUUUUGCCUUGGCACAGACUGUUCUUGCUAUUAUGGGAACAAGAAAUGCAGGAACUAACUGGGGAUGAGAAUUUCACCAUUCCAUAUUGGGACUGGAGAGAUGCGGAAAACUGUGACAUUUGCACAGAUGAGUACCUGGGAGGUCGUCACCCUGAAAAUCCUAACUUACUCAGCCCAGCGUCCUUCUUCUCCUCCUGGGAGAUCAUUUGCAGCAGAUCAGAAGAGUAUAAUAGCCAUCAGGUUUUAUGUGAUGGAACACCUGAGGGACCACUAUUACGUAAUCCUGGAAACCAUGACAAAGCCAAAACCCCCAGGCUCCCAUCUUCAGCAGACGUGGAAUUUUGUUUGAGUUUGACCCAGUAUGAAUCUGGAUCAAUGGAUAGAACUGCCAAUUUCAGCUUUAGAAACACACUGGAAGGAUUUGCCAGUCCACUCACAGGGAUAGCAGAUUCUUCUCAAAGUAGCAUGCACAACGCUCUGCAUAUCUAUAUGAAUGGAACAAUGUCGCAAGUACAGGGAUCGGCCAAUGAUCCCAUUUUUCUUCUUCAUCAUGCUUUUGUGGACAGUAUUUUUGAACAAUGGCUCCGAAGACACCGCCCUCUUUUGGAAGUUUACCCAGAAGCCAAUGCACCUAUUGGCCAUAACAGAGAAUCCUACAUGGUUCCUUUCAUUCCACUCUAUAGAAAUGGUGAUUUCUUCAUUUCAUCCAAGGAUCUGGGAUAUGACUACAGUUACCUACAAGAAUCAGAUCCAGGCUUUUACCGAAACUAUAUUGAACCCUACUUGGAACAAGCUAGUCGUAUCUGGCCAUGGCUUCUUGGAGCAGCACUGGUGGGAGCUGUUGUUGCUACAGCUCUAGCUGGGCUCAGCAGUAGGCUAUGCCAUCAGAAGAAAAAGCAACCCCAGGAGGAAAGGCAGCCCCUCCUCAUGGACAAAGAUGACUACCACAGCUUGCUGUACCAGAGCCAUCUAUGAAAAUCCUAGGAAACAGAGUGGGACUAAAAGGUCUGACCUCACUCUACCUAUUUGUUUGUGUUUCUACAAUUUUAAACUAAUACAAAACAUAGACCAUAGCUGUUUGUCUGACUGGGUUUUGCUCAGACCCAUGUUUUUUUCCCACGUCCCAGUUUCUAAGGAAAGACUGGUAUUUCCUAAAAAAUAAAUUGUAUCUAAAUAAAAUUUCUGUUAAAAAAUUUCUCUUGGGUUGGUUUUUAUGAAUGUGUUUUGGUGAUUUAAAAUAAAAUCAUGUCAUUUGAAAAAAAUAAAAAAAAAUAAAAUCACAAUAAAAUUAUAAAAAGUGAUGCCUAUGAACUUGAGGCACAUUUUUGUUUUCCUUACUUCAUUGUAAAUUUCCAAGAAAAUAAAAUUUUGCUCUCUCCCUCCCUCUCUCUCUCUCUUUCUAAGUGCAUGCAUGUGUUCAUGCAUGCAUGCGUGCUUGCGCACGCGCGCGCGCGCGCGCGCGCGCGUGUGUGUGUGUGUGUGUGUGUGUGUGUGUGUGUGUGUGUAUUUGUGCCUCUGUGUCCAUGUUACAUGACAAUUUUGAAAAUCUCAGAUAGAAAUGCUCACUAAUUUUUGAACUCAUUUCAUUAAUGAUUAGGAGAGAUGAAUAAUUACAAAAUCAGUAACAGAGGAGAACAUCUGCCAGCUUUCAUUAGUUGUCAUAUUUAAGCUAUUUUAUCUACAUUCAGUGACUGGUAGAAAACAAUCAGGCAAGAGAUCUGAAUGUUCUGCCUAAUAGAAGAGUGGCUUCUGGGAGGAGUGAACUAUUACUAGAGAUUAUUACCUGAACAUUACUCAUAGCCAGAAAAAGAAUCAAAACAGAUGACUACAGUAACAUCUGAAGCUUUGAGUCUGCCUGACUGUGAUCAGUAAUGGUCAAACUCAAGGGCCAAAGGAAUAGAAACAGAAAUGUGAAAAACCGUCUGAAUCAGAUUCUGAUGGGAGAAUAUCAGGGCCACAUCCAGUUUCAUGGUACAAUGGUAAACUGUUUUCCCCUUUAUCAUAAUACAACGCCCUCCUUUGCCACUCUGCAUGCCAUCAUAGAGUAUUUUUGGUUUUUUUUUUUUUGUUUUUUUGUUUGUUUUCUCUAGAGGCUCAACAUAUCUAUAUGAAUAGCAGUCACACCAUCUUUUUUGAUUCUAUAUAGUUUCUUAUUAUGGCAACAAAAUUGUAUUAUGGAUAUUUCAAUGUAUUUGAAAGUUUCAUUAGAUUCUCAUCAACCUUAUAUAUUUUAGUCUUGCUUACUGUGUAAAUUUUAUAAACUGUUUCAUUUUUUUAUGCAAUUGUCCUGUUGCUGCAUCAUUUUCUUAAGAAAUAAAUAACUGGCAUUCUUUCCU